Pedinophyceae sp. YPF-701 is the source of this 15180-nucleotide messenger RNA. Lineage: Eukaryota; Viridiplantae; Chlorophyta; Pedinophyceae. The record is from the annotation of a GenBank genome assembly.
AUGGGCCUGGACGACGCGACCGCGGAGGACUUCGACCUGCGUCUGCGGCUGCUGGGGCGGUCCUCGCACAUCUGGCUGGUGCGGGGGGAGUUCGACUGGGACAGUCAGACGCAGGCGCACGACGCGUGGCAGGUCUCCGCGGAGCGCACGGCGCUGUCGGCGGACGGGUGCAUGUCGCUGCAGAGCGGCAACAUCACGUUCCCGCUCAUGGAGGACCUCCAGCUCACGGGCGGCGCGCUCGUCGCCCCCGCGCGGACCCUCGCGGACCCCGGCCUGCGCGUGAUGCUCAAGGCCGACAACGGGAAGCUGCACUUCUCGCCGCAGCGCGCGGAGAUGCUCAUGCGCAUCGCGGACGAGCUGAGCGGCAAGAGGGCCGCGGCGGCCGCGCGCCCCGCGUGGCUGGACGCCUGCGACUGCGACGGGCCGCUCCUGGUGCUGCGGCGCUCGGAACUGGCGUCGCCGGUGCCGACGUGGGCGCCGAUGCACGCCGUGCUCGUCGGGAGCCAGCUGUUCUUCCUCGCGACGACCGCGGAGGGCAUGCUCGAGCUCCAGUUCCAGCACAGCGUCCGGUCGACGGCGCGCGUGUCGCCGUUGGCGCCGGGGUUCAGCGGCGGCGCGUCGCACGCGCUGGCGGUGCACAAGCCCGGCGUGGCGCUCGCGGCCGUGAUGGAGGACCCCGACGCGGUGGUCCUGCGCGCCCGCGACGCCAACGACCGCGAGCGCUGGCGCAGGGCGCUCCGCGCCGCACGGUCGUCGACGAUGGUGCGCGGGGAGGACGAGGUGCUCGCCGCGGUGGACCCGAGCGACUGGCUGCGCGGGCAGCUCGACAUUACCCGGGGCGUGGGGCUCGAGGACGUCGCGGGGGGCGCGAGGGCGCCGAGGCAGCGCAGGAAGAAGGCAAAGCAAAAGGGGAUGCUGCUGGGCGUGACGAUGGGCGUGGCGUCAAUCUCGCUGUACGGGCCGGCCAAGGUGCUCGGCGCGCCGGACGUGAAGCGCGCGAUCGCGCUGUCGGGCGCCCCCGGCGCCGCGAACGACCAGUUCGAGGCGGACCUUGAGCUCGAGGUUCCGGAGGUGCGCUACUUCCUCAUGUCUGCCAUCGGCGCGGCGGUGGACAUCCACGUGGACCCGCUGGCGGGGACGAAGAUCCGCGUGCUGGCGGACGCAUUGGCGGUCCGCAGCGAGCUCAUGCGCCUCGUGGGGUGCGACGACAAGUACCUGGCCUCGACACACCCCCCGGACCUGUUGAACAAGCGCAUCGAACAGCUGACCGCGCCCGCGGAAGUGCGCUCGCUGGCGGCCGUGCGGUCCGACAACUUCAAGCGCGACGAGUACCGCUGGGAGGACGCGGACUUGUGGGAGGACGCCCUGGACCUGACGCUGAAGCUGGCGCCGGUGCCGAUGCCGGGACAAGCGCCGCUCCCGCCGCCGCCGGAGGAGCCCCGCGCGAACAUGGACGUCGACGUCGUCCUCGGCACCUUCAUGCUCCGCGUCGAUCCCGUGUCCGGCGCAGCGACGCUCCUCCUCCUCGAGGCCCUGGGCGAGGCCGCGAAGGCAAGCAAGGUGGAUGCGCGAGCGCCGCCCCCGCUCUCGCCGCGCGCGAGCGUCGACCCGGUGCCCGCGCAGGCAGCGGCGCUGCGGGCGCGGGACCAGCCCGCCGCGGGGGAGAUGUUCAGCGCCAGCCAGAGCAUCGCGAUGCGGCGCACCACAACGCCGCUGCAGAAGGCGCCCGAGCUGGUGCUGCCGGGGGACCAGGGCGUGGAAGCGCAGCCGUCGCUGCGAUCGUUCGACGUGAGCUCGCCGUCGCUGAGCCCGCGCGCCGGCACGCUGUCGCCGCGGCCGUCCCUCGUCAGAGACAUUGGGGUCCUGGAGAGCAUGGUUGCGGAAACAGUGGGCCCGGUCGCGGAGGAGGCCGUGCGCGCGGGCGGCGCGGCGGUGGAGCGCGCGCAGAUGGUCGUGCGGCUCUCGCUGCGCCGCGGCAGCGUGUCCGCGGCCUACACGGGCCGCAACGCCCGCGACGUGGUCGAGGCCUCCCUUGGCGACUUUGAGCUGAAAAUGGAGACCCGGGCGCUGCAGAUGAGCAUGGCGCUGACCGUCGGGGACAUCUGCGUCGAGGACGGCGCGCUCCCGAAGGACCACGCGCACCGCAAGGCGCUGCGCGUCCCCGCGGGGAAGGGAGAACCCGUGGUGUCGGUCGAGUUCCAAACCGUGGCGGCGGGGCGCGCGGCGCGGCCGGCGCGGGUCGCGGACGACCGCGACCCCGCUGCGUCGGAGCGCGGCCGCGACGGCGGGGCGCGCGUGCCGCCGGGGCUGGCCUUCGUCCAAGUUGCCGCGCAGUUCCGCUCCACGGAGGUGAUCUACCUGGACCGCACGGUGCGCGAGGUGCUGACGUGGCAGAGCGGCGUCUUCUACUGCCUCGCGCAGGCCAAGGCCGCGGAGUGGCCGCCGCCGCCGCCCGCGCUCGUCCGCGGCGUGUCGCGCAGCCGUCUGAGUGUGUCGCGGCAACCGUCGGUGGAGCACCGCGCCUCCCGGCUGUCGCUGGCGGAGUCCCGCGCGUCAUCGAUGCGCGUGGCGCAGGGGCCGCCGAAGCAGCCGCCCGCCGCCGUGCUGCUCGACGUGGUGCUGCACUCCCCCCUGGUGACCCUCCCGAGGUGCACGGGGAGCCGGGACGCGGUCGUCGUCAACAUGGGCGUGCUGACGGCGACGAACCGCAUCCUCGAGUGCGCGGGGCCGUCGCGGUACAUCGACCAGAUGGACGUGACGGUGCGGCAGCUGGCGCUCAGCACGUGCAUGCGCGACGUGCCGUCGCGCAACAUGGUGAACGAAGAGAGCUUCGAGUGCCGACUGGACAUUCGCCGGCCGCUCGUACCGCACCCGGACGCCGCGGUGCGCGUCGCCGCGGACAUUGGCGGCCUGUCGGUGUUCGUGACGGACCGCCAGAUACGUUUCAUUAGUAUUGUGUCGCAAGGCAACUUCAAGGAGCCGCUGCGCGUCCCGAACGGCGCGCUCUUCAUCCCCGCCGCGCACAAGGUCGCUGCCGACGAGGCGCGCUCGCUGCGGCAGCGCAUGUCCUCGCACAUCCACAAGCGGCACCGCUCGUCGCUGACGGCGCCCCGCCUCGGUCUGUCGGCCGUCGCCGAGGAGACGGGGUCCGAGAUGGAGUCGGGCCGGCCGGCGGACGCGGGCGACGGCGGCGUGCAUGCCCUCGCCGCGGCCGCGCAGACCAGCACGCCCCUGGAGCUCGUGGUCGCUCUCGAGUCAGCGGACAUCAACUUGUACCGGCAGACGGGCACCAAGCGGGCGGGCGGGGCGCGCUGCGAGCUCCUCAGGCGGCGCCUGGAGGCCUCGCCCGUGCCUGGCGCGCUCCCGAUCGCCCGCCUCGUCGUCGGCAAGCUGCAAGUCACCUACAAGACGAGCGUGCUCGAGCAACACGUGUCGCUGCGGCUCCCGCAGCUGCGCGUCGAGGACGUCCGGCACGCCGGGCGCGGCAUGGUCAUGCUCUCGAGCGGCAUGAUCGGCGUCGGGGACGGCGCGGUGUCGAUGAGCGUCGCCAUGCCUGAUGGCGGGUCGAAGCGCGUCUCACGCGGGUCGCAGGCUCGGAUGGGCCGCACGUUCGGGGCGAGCUCGACGGGCUUCAGCGACGACGGCGCAAGCGUGCUGCGGACGCACCGCGCGUCGCUGGAUGUCGAGCCAGGGAGGAUGUCGGCAGGCACCGCUGAUUACAAGGCCGCGAUCGGCAGCGUGGGCGGGCUCGAGCCGUCGCUCCUGCAGCUCGACGCCAAGCUUCGCAAGGACGGCGACGUCCCCGCGCUCGACGUCACCAUGCGCCUGCAGCACCCGGCGAUCCUGGCGGAGAUGGAGUUCGUCGCCGCCAUGCUGGUGUGCUUCGUGCCUGGCGCGCUGGGACCGUCCAAGGUCGAUCUGCGGUCCUCGGAGCUCGACUUCGUCCUCUCAGCGGACGCCACGGCCGCCGGCGACCUCGUCCUGUCCCCCUUCGCGCGUCUCAUCACCGACCCGGCAGUCCCAGGACCCGCGGAGAUCGUGUACGACGGGGCAGGCACGCGGAUCGUGCUGCCGUCGCAGACGUCGCUGGCGGCGACGGCCACGGCCAUCGCGGGCCAGCAGAGCACGCAGCCGCAGCGCACGGGGGCGGAGGCGGCGAUCGUCAUCAGCGCGGGGCACGUCCUGCGUCUCAAGAACGUGACGGUCGUGAACGCGCCGGCGCUGCCGGCGCUGCUGUCCCUCGCGCCCGGCGCGCGGCUGCUGAUGGAGCCCGCGGACGGCGUCGAGCUGGACUGCGCGUCCCGGCCACUGACGCGGACAGAGGUGUUGCAGCUGGUGGCGCGGACGCCGGGGCUGGGCCACGCGCUCACGCCGGACGCGCUGCGCGAGGGCGACGUCGAGGUCGGGCGCGAUCAGACCGACGGCGGAUUCGUGACCGCGCCGGAGGGUGAGGCACUGCCGUUUUGGAUGUCGGCGGGGCUGAACCUUGACGAGAGCGGCGCGGGCGCGAGCUCGUCGGACGAGGACGACUUUUUGGUCGGCGACGACGGCGGCGAGGUGGAGCCGCUGUCACCGCUGUCGCCGAGCGCACGGGAGCUGGCGGCGAGCGCCACGGUCACGGACGUGAUCGGCCGCACGUGGCGCCACGCGACGUCGACGCGCGACGUCCUGGGCGCGGAUUUCCGCGCGACGGGCGACAGCCAGCGCUCGCUGAACACCGUCAUGAGCGGGGAAGAAGCCGGCCGUGGGCCCGGGACGAAGGUGACGUUCGAGGCGACCGCGCUGGGCCUGUGCGUGGCCCUCGUGGCUCACUCGGGGUCGCAAGACCCUGUCGCGUGCUCGGACACGGGCGCCGACGCGCGCGAGUACAUCCUGACGGGCAUGGUCAAGAUGGGGACGGACGCCGCGAUCCAGUUUGCGAUGGAGAGCGACGGCUCGUCCCGCGUCGCGGCGUCCCUGACCCACUUCAACGUCGGCUUCCAGCGCAACCUGUACGCGCACCUGCCCGCCGAGGCCGGGCGCGAGUUCGGCGCGGAGGCGCACGCGCUGCUGGGUGCCGGCGACGCCAUCGACCCCACGUCGAUCUCGGUGUCGGUCAAGCAGACCCCGGAGCGCCUCAUGUCUGACUGCUGCAUCGACCUCAAGCCCCUGUGGAUCAACCUGAGUCCGGACCUGGUCGUCAUCGUGUCCGAGGUGAUGGAGACCGCGCUGGCCGCCAUCGCCGCGCCCGGCCCGACCGAGCCGCUGAUGCUGUGCAACAAGUUCGCGCGCGUUGCGGUGCUGCGGGCCGUCGACGGCGCCGGCGCUGCCACGCUGGCGGCGUCCCGCAACCAGACGCCGCCCAUCUGCGUCAUUUGGAAGCCGCGCGUGCCUCGGGGGUACCGCGGCCUCGGCCACGUCGCGACCGCGGGCACCGCGGCGCCGUCCCGCCCCGUCACGACCGUGUCGGUCUGCGCGGGCAUCGCCGCUGACCCCGCGGGCUACAACUUGGUCUGGCCAGUGCCUGGGCGCGACGGAGCGCUCCCGGACUCCGAGGUGUACCUCUGGGAGCCGUUGCCUCCUCCGGGGUACGUCGGGAUCGGUAUGGUCGCAACGAAGACGCCGGUGGCGCCUGGGCCGAAGGAAGUGGCGGUAGUAAAGCGGGGGUAUGUCAGCACGCACGCCAAGACGUCGCUGCUGCUCGCGCGGUCGCGAUUCGCCGCGACGGCGGAGGGCAUGGACCAGGAGGCCGAGACGUUGCGGAAGCUGGAGGGCAGUCGUAGCGUCGUGGCGCAGAAACGCGUGGUGACGGCGAUGAGCACAGUGCGUGGCCGCGCAGCCCCGAAGCGCAUGGACUCGGCCAAAUCGCGGUGGAAGAAGGCGGCGUUCGCGACGAAGAUGCUGGGGCGGCUCCAGACGAUCGCCGCCGAGGGGAAGAGGUUCGAAGAGACGGACUGUGUGGACGCCAAGGGCAACCGAGUGCGGCUGGAGCUGUGGCCCGUGGAGAACAGCUGCUCGACGUUCGUGGCGCACGUCGCGCCCGUGCAGGGCGACACGCUCCUCGGGCCGCGCUGGAAGGCGUUCGACCUCAACACCCCCCUGGGGUGCACCCCGCAGUCGGUCUGGGCGGCGCUGCAGAACGCGCACACUGGCGCCAACGACCCGCUCGGGUCCGUCGCGCUCCCCGCCGCCGCCGACAACGUGCUCUUCCCCAUCUCCAAGGCGCCCGCGGACGCCAUGACGAUCUCGGCCGCCGAAGAGGACCGCGGUGCUUCCGCGGCGUCCUUGGCCGCGGCACCUGACGACAUCGACCAGACCUCCAAGAGCGUCCAGCGCGCCCUCUCGCGCAUCCGCCUCGCAGCGCAGCACGAGAAGCUCGCCACACCGCGCCCGCACGCCUCGGCGCACAGCUCCGUCGAGUCCGCCGGCGGCAUCAGCCUCGCGCAGAUCUACACUCCAACGGGCGACUACGAGCCCGUCUUCGUGCCGGACCGCGAGGCCGUCGCGCGGCACGGCUCGGACCUUGUGUCGUUCUGGCGGCCCGCGGCGCCCCCCGGGUGGGGCAUCGUCGGCGACUGCGUGGGCCCCAGAGACACGAUGGUUCCCCCCGAACAGGCAUACAUUCUGUCCUUCACGCUGCUGCGCCCGCCGAAGAACGGGCAGGCGCUGGCGGCUCGGCCCGCGGGGUUCCGGCUGGUGUACGGGCGCGGGGGCGGCGGCGGGCUGCACAUCUACGAGCCCGUGCCGUACCCUGGGUUUGUGCCGCUGGGGUGCGUGGCGAGCAAGGGGCCGAUGACGCGCGAGGACAAGCAGCGGCUGUUGCGCAAGGUGGUGUGCCUGUCGAACAAGCUGGUGCGCACGCUGGACGCGAGUUCGAGCGAGUCGGAGCCGAUCGAGACGCAGGUGCUGAAGAUGGACGACGACGACUCUGUGCGGCUGGUGAUCGCCGAGGCGGCGUGCCGCUCGUUCGCGCUGGACCCGAAGUACGUCCCGUCGGACGUGGUCGUCACGGCGCUGUACUGCCUGCGCCGCAACGCGUCGGAGAUCAUGCUCACGUGGUGCUCGAACUCGCGCAAAGGGCUGCGGCGGGCCAUCGCGCAGCCGAGCAGGCGGCACGGCGCGGACCCCGGCGCGCCGGACGACACCAAGGUCACGCGCUUCAAGCUCUCGUUCGACGGCAUCCAGACGAACCUGUGGGGCCCCAGCGGCACGCACUGGAUCAAGGCAGUCCUCCGGGGGAGUGAAUACUCCCUGAGCAUCCCGGCGCCCGGGCUGAUGCAGGCGAACGGGCGGCUGGAGGUCCACGUCAACGUGUUCAACAUCAACGCGAAGCAGUGGGAGCCGCUGCUGGAGCCGUGGGCGGUGUUCUUCGUGCUGCGGCGCAACGGGACCCGGGAGGAGUCGCGCGGGUUCGAGCCCGGGACGACGCUGAAGAUCCACGCGGACGGGAGCCAGGCGCAGGUGACGCUCGCGCACUCGACGCUGGCGUCGCUCACGGAGGCCCACGCGCGCAUGGAGGACUGGAAGCAGAAGACGAUCAUUCUGCAAACCUCGGACGAGAAAACGCGCGCGGAGCUGAUGUGGAGCAUGUACGGCAACCUCGCGGAGCACGCGUCGUCGAUGGCCGCGGACGACGGCGCGCGCAGCACCGCGCGUUCCGGCGCCGCGGCCGGCAACGCGAUCUCGGUGCUGGUGAGCAACCAGCUGGGAUCCGAUUUGGUGAUGCGGGUGGACCACGGGUACGGGCACAUCACGCAGACGGAGAUCCUGGAGGGCGCCGUCGAGGACGUGCCGUGCCCUACGGGCGUCGCCGCGCAGCCGCAGGUCCGGGGGGACUCGGACCUCGAUGUCAGACUGUACAUCUACGCGCACGUGCGCGGGUACCGCGCCGACCACGGCGGGAAGACCACGAGGAGCGACGCGGACGCCCCGGUCGGGCCCGCGACCGCCGGUCUCGGCCGCGACCCCGGCGUGUUCGUCACGGCGCGGGUGGCGUUGCAACAGUCCACCCCCGGGGGUCUCUCUCCCGCCCUGAGCGGGAUGUCCGAGCUCGCGGAGGGCGCGCGGCGGCAGCUCCUGCUCGGGAGCAAGUCGCCGAACGUGUCGCCUGUGCCGCACGGCGAGAUGGUGUGGCACACGGAGCCAACAGUGGCGCAGACCCGACCGCGGCCGUCGCCCUUCGCACCCGACGGGCCCGAGGGCGACGUGGCGUUUGGCGAAGUCCUCGUGCUCGACGCGCAGCUCCCUGUGCAGGAGGUCCUGGGCGUUCUCGCCGAGAGCGAGGGGGCGUGUGCCGACCCACAGUCGUUGUCGCUGUGUGUGGACCUGUGCCUCUGGGAGCACCCGGGGGGCGACGCCCGCCCGCACCUCAUUGGCAGCGCGCGCACGCCGCUGCCCGACCGCGCGCUCAGGGCCUGCGUCCUGUCCACGCUGGGCCUCCGCAAAGUGCCGCGCUCUGCCAGCGCGUUUGGUGUCGGAACCCUGCUCCUGACCGGUCCGACGGGGUCCGCUGCCGGCAUGCUGGGCUUCGGCGCCCAGGUCGACAUGGUCGCGCCCCGCCAGCGCAUGCUGUCGCUGCUGCGUCAGCAGAUGAGCGAGCUCAACGCGCGCCCGGGCGUCGUCGUCUCGGCGCUGACCGCGUCGGCCAACCGCGCGAUCUCGGCGCCAAAGCUCGCGGGAUCGACCAUCUGGGCCGUCCUCCCGAGUCUGCCGGGGCAGCGAUCGACCGCGACGAGUGCGUCGAUGGCCAAACAGCACGACCACGAGGACCAGACCGCUGUCAGCUCCCGCGCUUUGCUGCUCGGCAAGACGCCGAUCGUCGUCGACAGUCAGAUGCUUCCGGGCAGCCGCCGCGUGCUCGAGGUCGUCCGGUCGGCGUACAGGGUCACGAAUCGGCUGCCGUUUGCGGUGGAGCUCUUUGCGGACGUUGUGCACGAGGACGCGGGCGACGACGGGGUCCCGAUGACCCCGACCUCGCAGAUCGCGGCUGCGACUCAGUCGAGCCGGCGUUUCGCGGCCUCGGGGCACACGUCGUCGUCAGGGACCAACGCGACAGCGACGUCCGGACGCUUCGUUGCACCCAUGACCACGAACGAGGGCAACAUCCCGUCGAACGUCCGCAGCGUUGAGAUCGAGGUCCUCGAGAACCAGCGGUACAAGCCGUUCAAGGGCUGGGGCGGGAAGGGCCACCUCCUGCCCACCGACCGCCCCGCCUACACGCACCAGCACCCGGCGUCCAGCGACGACUUUCCGGACCCGCAGCCGCCGCGCGGCUGGUCGUGGGCCUCCGACUGGGCCGUGGACACGCGCGUUCGCGGCGUCGACGCCGACGGCUGGUUCUACGGGUUCGACUUCUUCACGUGCACGUGGCCGCCCAAGUACGCGCAGCGGUCGUCCGGUCCGGCGUCGUUCGUGCGGCGGCGGCGGUGGUACCGCAAGAUGACGCGGCUGGCGCUCGCCGGGGCCGGCGCGGAGAGCGGCGCCGUCGAGGGGCUGCCGCCCACGCCGGUCGGCGCGCCUCCGGGGGAGUCACAGAAGUGGACGCGCGUGGGUCGGCUCGGGCCGGGCGAGACCAUGCCGCUUGACGUCGACCUCGUCAACGGCGACACUGUCGCGCUGCUGACCAUGCGCCCGGUCCUCACGGACGAAUUCGAGGAACUCGGGGCUUCCUAUUCGUGGCCGAGGAUUGUCAAAGGGUCUUCGGACCUGGCCCUCGACCUGACCACGCUGGCGCCGGACAACCUGAUCGUCUUCGAGUCCGAGCGGGCGAUCGUCAGCGACGAUGGCUCGCCGGUGAAGGGCCCGCCCUCGGACCGCGUCCUGGAGGCGGGGGGCUCCUCCGGUAGAACCCUCGACUCCUCCACCGGGUCUGGCAAGUACAUGUCCGAGACGGAGCGCCUCCUGUGCGACAGCGGCCUACCGCCGCGGCUCUCCAUCCGCGUCCGCGCCGCAGGCAUCCCGCUGCCCAUGGAAACCGUGGUCGGCAGCGGUGCCACCAUGGACUGGCAUCUGGUGCUCGAGGAGCCGCUGAAGCUCCGCAACCUGCUGCCAAUCCCCUGCACGUUCGUCAUCGGCGCCCCCGGCACCGGCGAGCGCGACAUGCGGUACACCGUCGGCCCCAACGAGGUGGUGAGUGUGCAGGGCUUGAUGGUGAGCACUGCCAUCUCGGUGGUGUGCGAGCCGCGCGGGUACAGGUACGUCGACGACCCGUUCGUCAUCGGCACGCCCGCCGGGUCCAAGCCGAGCGUGGAUGCCCGCAGCGCGGGCGGAACGGUCACGGUUGUGAUGGACGUGCGGCAUGCGACGCUGGAGUCGCACCAGGCGAAGCUCGCGCUGCACUGGGAGGGCCCGCCGAAGACGUCACGGGCCGUGGACGGCUCGGACAGCACGAGCAAGAAGUACCGGGCUGCCUCGGACCUCGGGCGAGGGAGCAUGCAGCUUGCGUCGGGCGAGCUGGCGGUGUGGGCGCCGAUCGUGUUCGAGAACGUGCUGCCGGUGCGCGUGGACUUCGCGACCGUGCACUUCAAGGACAAGCGCCGGAAGGCGCUCGCGAAGGAGCGCGAGGCCGCGGCGCUCGCGCAGCAGAAGGCGGGCGCAUCUUCCAAGGACGACCCCGCCGGCGACGCCGCCGAAAACCUGGCCGUCGCGGCGGCGGGCACGGCGCCGAUGCGACUCACGACGCAGGCGAACGACUCGCUGGACUCGUGGGACCAGGACCAGAUCAAGCACCUGACCGCGCAGGGGUGUCGCGGGACAGUCCUCCCGGGGGGGUUCGCGAUGCUUGCGCUCCCGCCGCUGUCCGCCAAGGAGCAGCAGAAGGGGUACGACGUCGGCGUCGCGUUCCGCCUCCCGGGAUCGGAGUGGUCGUACCCGAUCGGCCUGGUGCAAGAGGGGCCGCGCCCCGGGGGACUCCCCAUGCGGCUCAUGGGGGCGGCGCGCGAGCUGGUCGCGCACGUCGUGCUGGGCGCGGCCGCGACGACGCGCUGCGGGUCGCCGACGUGGCAGCUCACGCUGUGGCCGGCCAUGCGGGUGUGGAACGCCACCGGCAUGCCCAUGACGGCGUGGUUCCGGUCCGGCCCGGACGACCCUGCGUCGAUGCGCGCCAAGGCCGACUCGCCCGCGCUGCUGCGGCUGCAUCCGACGCCCGAGCCGCACGCCGCGGUGUGGCGGCCGAAGGGCGAUGUGGGCGCGGUGCGGUUCCUGGCUGGGGUGCUGCGUGCGAGCGGCAACGCAGGCCCCGGGACGCCGCAGCACGAGGAAGCGGCGCGCGAGAACGACGACAUGCAGAAGCACUGGACGCUGCCGAUGCGGCUGUGCCAGGACACGAAGCCGCGGCACGUGACGAUCGACCUCUCGGAGUCGACGCUGGCAAACCUGGGCAGUGUGGACUACCAGACGGUCGCGACGGUGCUGUCGCGCGGCCCGCUGGCGCUCGAGGUGCACAUGGGCAUCGACACCGCGGGCGUCAUGCAGAUCCGCCUCACGGGCAUCAUGUCUUCGGGCCGGAACGUUCUCGUCAACGCCAGCCCCGUCAACCUGCUCUGCGAGUUCCAGGCCAUGUCCGACAGCCCGGGGGACUCCGGUAGAUCCAACUCGGCGGAGGUGCGCCUCGGCGCGUUCGAGGCCGUGUCGGUGCGCUGGGACGCUCCGAACGAGAACACGCACGCCGUGGUGUACGCGCGGGAAGCGGACGAGAAGUUCGAGCGCGCGGUCGCCAGGGGCGCGACUCACGCCGCCCGCACGAGCGUCGACGCGGCGCACGACGUUGCGCGCACGCGGCGGUUCGCGAUGGACUGCCGCAGCGGCGGAACGCUGCACUGCAUGGCAGUGCGCUGGUCGCCAAUGGCGCUCACGUCCUGGCGGGACCCCGUCACGGGCGCCGAGGCCGAACCCCCGGAGCCGUCCCCGACGAAGCAGGCGCCGCAGUCGCCAACGAAGCAGGGCCCGCAGUCCCCCAGGUCCCCCAAGUUCGAACCGUCGCCGUCGCGCAGGUCCUUCCGCGCGGACAGCUCGCGGCGCGCCGAAGCGCGGCCGCAGCCCAUGCACGGACUGCGGGUUCUGUGUCGGAAGCGUGUGCAGGACCGCGGCAUAUUCGGCCCCGAAGCCAGCAAGAUUUCGCCCGUCGACGUCCUGCUGCAUGAACUCCGGUUCGAGCCGCACCUGGCGCGCGUCGACGCCGCGCUGCCGUCCGACAAUGCGCUCAGCGACGAGGCCGUCGCGGCCGAGCACGAGCUCAGCGACGUCGCCGCGCCCUGGCUCGCGAUGUUGCGCGUCCAGUUCGAGCCCAACGACGUCGCGCUGUCCAUCAUCGACCACCGCUCGACCGAGCUCCUGCUGAUGACGUUCACGGGCCUGCGGCUGUCGUACACCACGGGGCUGGGCUUCCAGGGCAUGCGGCGCAUCCACGUGCGGCUGUCGGACCUGCAGAUCGACAACAUGUUGCCCGGCGCCCACUUCCCAGUCCUGCUGUUCGCGAAGCGGAGCACGUCGCUGCCGAUCUUCGAGGUCGUGCUCGCGGAGGAGACGGAGGUGGCGCAGGAGUCCUCGCGCUGGCCGGCGCUCAUCUUCAACUCGGGCGGCAAGCUCGUGCUGAAAGCCCACGAGACCCUGAUCUGGAGACUGUUCGAAAUGUUCCUGUCCGUGGCCGCCGUGCUGACGCGCAGCAAGGGCGCGACGGGCGACGACGGCCUGCAGGCCGCCGAGGCCGACCUCAUCGUCAGGGCGCGCUCGGACCCGUGGGUGACCGUCGGCCACCUGGCGCUCGGCGCCCAGAGCCUGCGCAUUGACUUCAAGCCAGACGAGGCCGUGCGCCCCGAGGCGCUGGUCAGCUCCGGGUACCUCGCGACCGUCCUGCCCGUCGUGUCGGGCUUCGCGAACCUCAGCCACCUGUGGGUGUCGUUCCUCGGCAUCGUCGAGUCGCCCGCCAUCAUGCGCAAGAGCCGCAUCUGCCCCGAGAUCCUGGACCGCGUCAAGGGGCAGCUCAUCGGGCAGUGGACGCGCGUGCUCAUGGCGUCGGCGUGGUCGACGGGGAUCUUCACGGCCAUCAACACCGGGCUCGCCGCCGCGUCGCUCGACUCGGGGUCCCAGUCGAUCGACUCGACGAUGGGCGACACGCUUGUCGAGGGCGUCGCGCGCGGGGCCAAGGCGGCCGCGAAGAGCACGUUCCGCGGCAUCACGGGCGUCUUCACGAAGCCCAUCGAGGGCCUGAAGCAGGAGGGCAAGGUCGGCUUCUUCAAGGGCGUGGGCAAGGGCCUGUUCGGGGUCGCGGCGCAGCCCAUCACAGGCAUCGCCGCUGGCGUCGUGCACUCGAUCGAGGGCGGCUGGAUGUCCCUGAAGUCGACGAUGGGCAACUUGCUCGGCGACGACAUGCCGGAUCCGCCCCAGGCACGCCUGCCACGCGCCGUGGGGCUCGACGGGCACGUCAUGCCGUUCGACCGCCGGGCCGCGGAGGGCCUCGCGCUGCUGCACUGCGUCACCGCGGACGACACCUUCAAGACGAAGCUGCGCACCAAGAUGCGCGUGUUCUCCAAGGAGGUGUGCGAGGCGAUCGGCGACACGAACCUGAUCCCGGCGCUGCUCACGGGGCGCACGGAGCAGCAGGCCGAGGCGGCGUCGACCGCGGCGGGCUCCCUCGUCCCCGAGAUCUACGUCGGGCACUGGUACGUGUCGCGCUCGAAGAUCCUCCUCGCGUCCACGAUGCAGCUCGUGCUCGUGCAUGCGCCCGCGGGCAUCGACUUCGUCACCUCCCGAAGCCCCCCGCCGCACGUCAAGAGGCCAAAGGCCCUGUACGCCGUCCCGUGGAGCGACGUGCUGCACAUCGAGACCAUGGGCUACACCCAAACAGGCGGCCGGGGAACUAUCUCGUCUGGCCGGACUGUGGGCCACAACGAAGCCGACGAGGAGGCCAUCGGCAGCGACGACGAGUUCGAGGAGCGAGAGAGCGUCGACUCCUCGGAUUCUCUGUCCUCGACACAAUCGUCCAUGUUCGCCGCACCGAGCAAGCAGUCCUCCGCAUCGGCCCUGGCCGCGCAGAAGGAGCGCCGCAGCAUCGAGGCCAGCGUGAGCCAGGUCGGACGGGCCAGGCGGGCGCCCAAGGCCAAGCCGGACGCCGCCCUGGCCAUCCACCUGAAAGGCUUCUCCAUGUCCGCGCCCGCGCGCUCGCGGCGCGGCAAGCGCGGCCUUUCGCCGUUCCUGCGCGUCGUGGACGUCAGGGGCACGGGCCCGAACGACAACUGCGUCGAGCUCGCACUGCAAAUACGCGCUGCGUUGCGCGAAGUGCAGUUGCGCGUGCAGGGCACCACGCUCGGGACGCUUCCCGUCCUGCAGCCCUCGCUCUCGCUCGGCAGCGGGGAUAUGGGACCCCCCCGCAUGUCGGGCGAGACCCCUGCGCCCCCGUCACCCGCGAGGCAGCUCGCGCCCCUGGGCCACCGCCGCGGCAUGAGCUUCGACCAGGACGCCGACCUGGACGGGUCGAGCGGCGCUCUGAUGUCCCCCGUCACUCCAGGCCGCAUGGAGCGGACCAACCGCAUCAUGCCCGCGUCCCGGCCGUCGCGGCUUCAAAUCCAAGUGGCACCCACCGUGCUGCGCAUCGUCUGCGCGGCCUUCAAGGAGCUCUGGUCGCCGCGCAAGGCUACCAUCGCAUCCGGGCCGAGCGGUCUGGGCAUGGCGCGCAAACCCAUCUUCGGGCUGGCCGUCUUCGCGCCGCGCCCGCCCGCGGGCUUCGUCGCGCUCGGGCACGUCUUCCAGCCGCCGGCCGACCCGCCGCCGACCACCGUGAUGGUCUACCGCGACGACGCGCUGUCCACGACGCUCCUCGGCGAGAGCGGCCGCACGAGACCCCGCCUGGCGCUGCCCCUGGAGUUCUUCCUGGUGUGGCGCGGACUGGGCGGACCGAACCACGCGCCGAUCUCGAUCUGGCGCGGCGUCCCGCCGCCAGGCUACGUGUCGGUCGGGGCGGUGGCGGUCGCGGGGAUGCACGAGCCUGACAUCAGCUGUGUCAGGUGCGUCCGGGAGGACCUCGCAGUCCCGUGCGGGCUGGUCGACGAGGGCAAGGGCGCGUGGAGCAGCGCGUCGACGCGCAAGGCCGACUGGCCGGUGUCGGUGUGGCGCGUGGACAACGAGGCGAAGACGUCGGUGGCUGUCAGGAGCAGGAAAGACCCCCCGUUCAAAAUGGCCUUCACCGUGGAGCUGGGCGACAGCUAG